Messenger RNA from Pseudophryne corroboree (corroboree frog), 7141 nucleotides. It is a transcript of the gene EPDR1, whose product is annotated as ependymin related 1. Gene Ontology annotation, cellular component: extracellular region; lysosome. The record is from RefSeq and is a predicted model, not a curated record. The transcript is spliced from 3 exons. The coding region runs from base 72 to 740 and encodes 222 amino acids. Gene Ontology annotation, biological process: cell-matrix adhesion. NCBI's taxonomy places the organism in Eukaryota, Metazoa, Chordata, Amphibia, Anura, Myobatrachidae. Gene Ontology annotation, molecular function: calcium ion binding.
CUCCUGCAGAUAGCACACAGACCAGAGCAGAGAAGGAAAGGAAGGGGGCAGGGUACAGGCUGCUGGGAGAGAUGAUGAUGGAGACAGGACAAGUGCAGGCAUUCUGCAGAGUCAUAUUCCUGGGGCUUUUCCUGCACAUUGUCACUAGUCAUGCAAAUUCCCGAGGCAUUAUCACAUCAGUACCUGUGACCCCAUGCCAUGCACCUCUGCAGUGGGAGGGCAGGAGAGUAGUGUACGAUCAUAACACUGGUAAAAACACCAGGGCCAAUGUCACUUAUGAUGCCAAGCUACAGCGAAUACGGAUUUUGGAGGACAGAAAGAGCCUGGUGCCUUGCAAGAGAUUUUUUGAAUACAUCUUUCUUUAUAAAGAGUCUGUGAUGUUUCAGAUUGAGCAAGUGACUAAAAUCUGUGUUAAGAAUACUUUGACUGAACCUUGGGACCCGUACGACAUACCUGAAAAUUCCACCUACGAAGAUCAGUAUUACAUUGGAGGACCUGGGGACCAAAUCAUUGUCCAAGAAUGGUCUGACAGAAAGCCAGCCAGAAAAUAUGAAACCUGGGUUGGAGCUUACACAGACAAAGAUUGCUACCCGGUGCAAGAAACCUACACAAAGAAUGACAGCAUGACUACCUCCACACGUUUCUUUGACCUACAGCUAGGAAUAAUGGAUCCAUCUGUAUUCACCCCUCCAAGCAGCUGCCAGUCUGCACUCCCUGUGUUAAUGAAGGAUGGUUGCUAAAACUGGCAAACAGAGCAGUUGCUAAAACGACUUCUUAUACAAUAAGCAUUAGAAAUCAGUGCUAAUAUUUAGAAAGCAUUGCUUAAUGAGAAAAAAUAACAGUUUUUUUUUCAUGUUAAUCAAAGUCAUUUUGCAACAUUUGCUUUAUUACAUACUAUAGGGGUUAUUCAGGUCGCGUCGCAACAUGAUGCAACUGCAAUUUCCUCCUUGCUGGCGCUAAUGCGUGCGCGCAUGUCCUGUUCUGUGCGCGUGUGCUUGGCCAAUGCUAUUGGAUCGCAUUGGCUGCGAACACCUCUGCCUGAUUGUCAGGUAGAAGCGUUCGCGGUGCGGCAUUGUGAGUCGUUUUUGGGUACUGACCACCAUUUUUUCCAUCGGAGCAGCUGCGUCAUACAGUCGCUUCAAUGGAAAAAAAUGGCGGCGGGCCACCUGCCGCGAAGGCAGCGGGUCAUCCACAGUUGCUGCGACCGCAAUUAAAUUGCAGACGUAGUUGCUGAGCAGGACAUUCAGCAUGCUGGGCGGCCUUGCCCCGCGAAGGGUGGCCCCAGAGCCGGCCCUAACUAAUAUGAUGCCCUGGGCAAGAUUUUGGCUGGUGCCCCCUAGCACCGCUGCUAGUUCUGCAGGAGAUGCCUGGCAUGAGUCAGCUGGCAGCUCUGCUAAUGCCGGGCGCCUUUUGUUUAUGAAAAUGCAUCUUAUUUGCAUUACUUUGUAGCUAGGAUACACAAGCAGCUUCUGCUGAUUAAAAUGAUAUGCAGCAUGCCUAUAUUCUAUGUGCGACUGCGGCUGUAUCUACAUAUGAAAUGCUACAUUACAGUGAUUUCCAGGAAUACACUGUAACGUAUGCAGAUACAGCCGCAGUCACACACAGAAUAUAGGCAUGCUGCAUAUCAUUUUAAUCAGCAGAAGCUGCUGGUGCCCCUAAGAAUACCAAAUGCCCUAGGCAUUUGCCUAGUUUGCCUAUGCCUAAGGCCGGCUCUGGGUGGCCCCCAGCAUGUGAAAGAAAGGAUUGCAGAUUCUGAUUUUUAGCAGACUCUGCGAUUCAACCUGAAUAACCCUCUAUAUUUGUAGUUCUGAUUGCUGGUAACCUAAAUGAUUUCUGAAGCAAUGCACAGUAUGGCUGAACAUUUACAAUAGUUCCAAAUCAUCUAAUUACUUUUGUUUUAUUAAAGAAUAAUUGCACUAAUGUCAACACUUCAAAUCAGGGCAUGCUGUGACCUAGAGCGUGGGUCACUAGCAGCAUUGGUAUCAAUGUCUACAGGCAGCUGCUUGUAUAACUGAAGAAGAUAUCUAUAACAAAUGUACAUAAUAUAGAUAAAUAUUAAAUAAUGAGAUAACUUGAAGAAAGAAUGUUAUAUGACUGUACUAGCCUUCAGCAAUGGUUAUAUUAAAAGUUUAGUAAAUGUUUUCAUUUUUAUUCACGGUUUAAUUCCCAGAUCAGCUGUAAAUCUAGUACUUGCUUCUACAUGUAAAACACAUAUAGACAACAAGCCUAAAAUUAGACACCAUUUUCACAACUAGACAAAUGAGUGGCAUGUUGUCCAGAUCAUCGUAUUAACAGCCUUCUCUCAUUCAAUAGCACUUUGUCAAGGAGAUAUAAAUGGCUACGCUAUAGGAUUUAUCUGGCCGAAGCAUUAUAUAAAGUAACAUGUAUAUAGAGGUUUUCAGCUUGUGUUACCAUUGUUCCGGUCAUGGAGGCUGUAGUCUGAAUGUUUUUCAUAGAAUUGCACAAUGUAUAGGCUGCAUUCUGUCUCCUCCUUACACUAUAAUAUAACCACUAACUUGUACACUUUUCCCUCUAAAACUAGUGAUAUGAAUGUUACUGAGUGCUGAACCUUCAAUGUGUCUGUUUACAUAUGAAAUGCACAGGCUACAGUACAUCAUGCUAUUGCAGUUCAGGUAUUACACACUGAACACUUACAUAUAUUUAAAGCAAAUGUCCAUAAGCAGUAUAUACUAGUUUCAGAUUAAUAUAUAUUUCCAUCCUUGUGCCCUAAUUUGGAGAUGUACGCAAAGUCGCAAACCCAAUGGAUUGCAUACAUCUCCGAUGGUUGACAUCUCCGCAUGUGCAGGAACCAUUCUCUGGAUGUGCAAAACAGCCCCUGCAUCACUGCACGCAGUGACCCCUGAGCCGCAUCCUGAUUUACAGGCUGCAACUGUCUGGGGGUGGGGGAUGGGCAGAGCUUGGCAGCAUUCCUAAAUACACCCCCGUUUUCUGGGAGUGCCUAGGCCAGAGUCUGCAUCUUCUAACAUAGACUUCCUGGCUUUAGCUACGGAACUGCAAGGACCACUCUCAGUAACCUCUGACGGGCGAUGGUUUCCUAGAUUUUUCAGGCAUGCGCAGUAGCAAAAGUGCUCAACUGAGCAAACAUCAGCAUUACGUCCACCUCUGCAUCAAGCCCAUAGUCACAAGCAACCAAUGCAUUUACAUUCAGACAUUAAAAGAAACAAAAACAGGUAAAUAACGAUCUGACACAUCCAUGUUAUUGCUAUAGGUCAAAUUGACAGAAUAACCACAUCAAUUUGUAUUAGUGCCUAUUGGAUGUUCUUACUUUGUAUACUUUUGGUAGAACAGAAUUUAGUAAAAAUUUCAGUAAAAAAUAUAUUUACCAAACACAUACAUAUAAUGUAGUAACUACUGACUUGGGCAUCCUAAUGCAUCACAUCUGAACCCAUUAACAUUAAUAUUGAGCUUGAAAACAAUGUCCAGAAUCAGUAUACAGCUUAUUAUAGUAUACCCCAAAUGCCGUGGGUAGAUGAGUGCAGGCCAACAAAAGAAAUCAUUCGGGAGGAGAAUUUAUCUAACUCUUGGAGUAAAUAAGGUGAAGUUACUAAAAGCAACAGGAUAUGAGAAAUUCAUAUAGGCGCUCAAUAUUAUUCUAAAUAUGGAUAUUCAUAAAAUAAGUAUAAAAUAUGUUUCUUAUAUGCAGAUAGCGAAAGUCACUGAGUUUGAUCCACAGCCUCCUGAUGGUAAUAUUCCACAAGUAUUUAAAAUGUCAUUAAUAUGUCUUACACUUGUAUGGAUGUAUUCCCACAAUCUUGCUUGCUACAUCCAACUCUCUUCUUUAGGAAGUCAUCCUCCCAGCAAUGAUUAGAAUCAGAAAAGAGUCGUAAAGUGUAAAAUCGUUUUUUAAUAACAUGAGACAUCCAGACAAAAGAUCAAGUAGUGACAUAAAAAGUGCAAAACAAAACAGACUCCUAACAAAUAGCUGUUAGACCAGAGCCUCACAUAUAGCAUUGGUUAACGAUGUUAUACCCGGGAACACCAACCGUCAGACCUUCAGCCUUUUCCUCACAUCUGGUAGUCAGUCAACAUAUAAAAUGGUCUUUUUCAAAGUGAGGAGGAGUCUAAACAUACAUAUUUAAACCAGGUUUAGCCAAUCAAAUGAUUUUUUCAAAUUGGUCUUCAAAUAUACAUGACAUAUUUCUAUAAUAUACAAAACAUCCCAUAUGAUAUCUGAUGAUUUCAUUUCAACAUAUUGAAUUCUUAAGAAAACAAACUGUUUAAAAUUGCAAAUUAAAAGUGUGGUUAAGGCAGAGGUUCCCAAACUGUGUGCCGUGGCUCCCUGAGGUGCCUCGGGACACUUGCAGGGGUGCCCUGGGUUGCUGGUCCAGGACCAAUUCAAAUUAUUCAUGGUCAAUAUAAUAGGCAAAACCAGUGCUGGUGGCUGCCAGUCAUAAAAUUUGUGGCCAAACAGAAGCAAAUCUUGUCCUCACCACACAACUGACCCUAAGGAUGACAUAUAAACGCGAUCUACUUAAUGUAAUAUUUCUUUCUAAAUUUCUCAAUAAGAAAUUUUUGACCUAGGGGUGCCGUGAAAAAAAUUCUGAUAUUCUAGGGCACCAUGAUUCAAAAAAGUUUGGAAACCACUGGGUUAAGGGUUUCCCAAGUUAUCCCACUAUAUUCUAAACAAUACAGAAGAAACUUGGGUGGAGGCAACUUUUGAUAUAAACCAACUACAUAGCAGUAUGACCAGCCAUCAAAGCCAACUUAAGGUGAUAAGAAGAAUAAACAUUAAUUGAUGAUGUCAUUGAACCUGCCGUUCCGGGUGCUGUGGGACUCUUGUGUAUGCAGCAGUUAGGAGGGUGGAAGUCACUUCCGUCCACGGCUAGGAACUUGGCAUUUGUACUGUAUAUGGUUUCAAUUAGUUUACACUGUGAUGGACAGUUAUAUAAACCAAUGGGCUUAAAGGAAGGCUGGGUUCGAUAACAUCAUCAUGAAAUAUUUAUUUUUGUUAUCACCUUAAGUUGGCUUUGAUGGUUGGUUUAUAUCAGAUGUUACCUCAGCCCAAGUUUUUUCUGUAUUCUUCAGGAUAUAGUGGGAUAACUUGGGAAACCCUGAACCACACUUUUAAUUUGCAAUUCUAAUAUAAGACAUGGAAUUGGACAACACUCAAGGAAUGUCAACACUUUAUUAGACAGGAAAAUUCUCACGCCUUCAGUCGAUGAGUAUAGAGAUGUGAACAAGAACUGAGAGUUAAAGAGCCUGUUUCCAAAAACCAUUAGGCUCUAAUUGCUUAUCACUUUAUAUUAGAGUACAAUGUUAAGAUAUGGAACAACAAUAUGCCAAAUUUGACAUUUCCAGAUUGAUUACAUUACAUUAGGAUUGAGUUACUAGGUACUAAUAAAGUUUACAUUUCCUUUGCUCUAAACUAAAUUUCAGUUUCCUACCAACAAGUGCAAUGAUCACCUUUUAUAUUGUUUGUAAUAUAGGGGGAGUGGUAAACACUCCUCCUGUUCCCAAACCUUGUUUCUACUCACACAUACAGUACAUACAUACAUACAUACAUACACACACACACACACACACACACACACACACACACACACACACACACACACCUUUAACCUACAGAAAAUAGACUUUUCUCUUUUGCAGUAUAUGCUGAUACCUACCAUAUUUAUAACAUGACUAUCAAGUAACUCUAUUGAAUAGCGUUCUUUAGCUGCUGUCGAUGGUGUACAUAGAUAUAUCACUAUAAUUGAGUUAUCAUCUCCUGUUAGGUAAUAGUUAACAAUAAGAUCCUUCCUUCCUUCAGGCAUCCAAUUCUCUGCUGAGUUCAGUUUUAAGUGGGAUUGGUGUUCAGCAGAAACAAGCUCAGCUCCUUUACUAAACUCUGAGGUGACUGCCCACAAUAAUCUGCCAUUCAUUACUGUGUGAAGGGAUUUGACGGUUGAUUGUCAAAUUAGGCAUUUUCUGUGUGAAGAGAGAUGACCGGUUGGCUGUGUACAUAUGAGGACCAGAUGUACUAAGCCUUGAAAAGGGAUAAAUUUCACAGUGAUAAAGUACCAGCCAAUCAGCUCCUAACAGCAAUGUUACAGGCUGGGUUUGAAAAGGACAGGAGCUGGUUGAUUGGUACUUUGUAACUGUGCAGUUUAUCCCUUUUCAAGGCUUAGUACAUCUGGCCCUCAGUGUUAGCAUCCCCAGCUGCGCCUCUUGCUCUCCACCUUCCUGGGCUGUCAUUCAGGCUCGGCCGGACAGCAAGUUCUGUCACUCUCACUCGUCACCGCUAGUCACUGGCUGUCUCCGAAUAAAGUUACCUUGGAGUCCUUUGCCUGGCUCCUGGCACUCUCAGCAGUGUCCUCAGACAAAUGUGGAACUGCACCAGCUUCCUCAGACAAGCUGUCCCCUGGUCUGUUGACAGGAGGACAUUAUAGUGCACCACCUGGGAGUAGGUAACCAGGGCUCUCUCUCAUUGAUGGCGGAUAGGCGAGCAGACUUUUAUAUCCUUUGCUCCUGCUUCCCACAUGCUUCAUGUGCCGGGGCUCUUGUGAUGGGGGAUUGCCCGUAUACAUUCAAACAACUUUAUUGGAGGACAGAACGAUCAUGUUUGGUACUUCGUUAGCAUAAACAAGGUCGCUAGCAAUAUUGCUUGGUUUGAUUUGCAGCACAUCUACCUCGCUACCAUGAUUAGUGAUCAUAGGAGCUCUCAAUCACCCAUACACACUAAGCGGUGUAGGUGAUUUGCCGUUAAGAAACAGCAAAUCGUCCUGAUAUCGCUCCAGUGUAUACAGUGCAUUAGAUGGAAAACAAAGGGGAAUAUUCAAUUGUUUGACAAGUCAGUUGGGUGUCUGUUUUUUCCUAUCUAAUAGACAGGAAAAAACAGAAACCCAGCCGACUUUUCAAACAUUUGAAUUUCCCCCAAAGAGUCCAAAAACAUGCUAUAAGUCUCAUCACUGAGUAAUGAUGUUAGUUGUAUGAAUUAAACCUUUCUAAAGGAUCCUUUAUGCUAUUUCUUGGUUUCCAUUUGAAAAAUGAAUAUAGAUAUAUCAGAACCUGCACACUUAAAAACUCAAAUGCACGGUUAACAACAAUGUAACAACCGUAGGUAAAUAUGACGGAUUGAAAAUAUUCAUAUAAGAAACACGGCUGUCAAAAAAAAAUCAAUAAAAAUCUUUAACCAACA